Sclerotinia borealis F-4128 is the source of this 237-nucleotide messenger RNA. Lineage: Eukaryota; Fungi; Ascomycota; Leotiomycetes; Helotiales; Sclerotiniaceae. The record is from the annotation of a GenBank genome assembly.
AUGCUCACUUUUUUUCGCCUAGACAAUCCAUCCAUCUAUGUUUUAAUUGGAUGCAAGAAGAAGCCAAAGAAGGGUAAGCCAUUGAAGAACACCCAAGACACCCAAGAACCACAAGGGUAUCAACAAGGUGCUCUGGCGUCACAACCGCAGCGCUGGUGCAUCCAGAGUGUUGGAUGUCGAAGAGGCGCAAGAGGCCAGAAGAGAAAUGGCGGAGAAGGGAAAAGAUAUCUGGUGUGA